GUGCCAGCUUGCCGUUCCUUGACAAAGGUGUUUCGAAGCGAUGUGCAUCUGUGCACACAAACCCUGAGUCCGUGCUUGGUCAGCUCAACAGAGGCUCGUAGGCUACAUUGAGCCGAAACCGCUAAAGUUGUCUACAGGUAUUGGCAAGUCCUGACUUUGCCGAGUACUGCAACGUUGCAGUCUACAAUGAGUGGCACGGCAGCCUGAGCUUUGAUAUUGCGGUGGAAGUGGUCACAUAACUGGAUGCUGGCAGAAUCUCGGAAUGCAUAUGGCGUGUGUCGUGCGUGCUGCGCAUGCUAUCGCAUAGUAGAGCAAGGCAGCAAUGAAGACAUGCCGUAGCGCUGGACUGGACUAUAGCAAGUGUUGGGACAUGCUGUCCAGGCAUGGCAAUGGAGCGCCGCUAGAUUUACGUGGAGCGGCACCGAAGCUGCACGUUGUACGGUACCUGCAGCGUGCAUACUCGUGGCAAUGCAUCCUUUGCGUAAUUACGAACCUGGUCGCCUGCGGGAACGUCCGGGGCAUCAUGGGGCGCACUGGUAGCUCUAUACCCUCGUUUCGAUUGAGAGGGUCAACGACUGCCAACGCUGAAGUGAAAAGGGUUGGAGAUGAACUGGCGGUAGUCGGUCACGUACAUGGAUCAGUACCGGAGUACACUCCUGAGCCUGGAUUGCGCUUCCAGGCUGAUCAUGCAGCAGACGGUUGCUGUCUCGGCCCCUCAGCCGGAUCGGAUACGCGUCCUGCGAUUUCGAAAGCCCUGCAUAUGCACGCAUCUUUGCGGUCGUGUUGGGUGACCGACGACCCUUGA
Messenger RNA from Baudoinia panamericana UAMH 10762, 805 nucleotides. RefSeq lists its product as uncharacterized. NCBI's taxonomy places the organism in Eukaryota, Fungi, Ascomycota, Dothideomycetes, Mycosphaerellales, Teratosphaeriaceae. The record is from RefSeq and is a predicted model, not a curated record. The transcript has 2 exons. Bases 323 to 805 code for a protein of 160 amino acids.